AUGAAUAGCUUUUCAAAGCCUAUAGAAGAUCAUAAUAUUUUAUUUGAGCAAUUUUUAGGUGAUAACAAUUCAGAAGUAGAGCUAGAAUAUGAUGAAACACUUUUAGAACAAUUGAUAAACCAAAAUUCAAUAUUAUUAGAUGCUGAAAACAUUGAAUCAAAUAAACAAUCUAAUAUUUUCACAUUGAAAAUUUUUAUGGAAAUAAAUGAAUAUAAUUCAAGUAGUGAUGAUGAAAUUGAUGAUGAUAAUGAGCAAAAUUUAAAAAAUGAAUCUGAAUCGCAUGAAAAUAAAAUAUACAUUAUGGAUGAAACAUCAACUUCACUUUCACUAUGUGCUAUUGUUGACAUAAUUGAUGGAAAAUUACAAACAUGCAGUAAAAAAUCCAAAUUCAAUUGUGAAAAUGAUGGAUUGCAUGAUGAAGAUUCUGAUAAAAUACUUGUAGUAUUAGCGAAUUGGCUACUUCUUGUUGUAAAAAAUGAAAGAAAUAAAUUGGCAAAAGGAGUUUGGAAAUCAAGAGAAGAAUUGAAUAAACAAAAAGCUGAAAUUCAAAAUCUAACAUUUCUUGAAAAUUACUAUUUAGCUUUUCCAUCAUAUUUAACUGAAUUUUUGGAAAUCUAUAUGAAGAUAUUUUAA
Rhizophagus irregularis DAOM 181602=DAOM 197198 is the source of this 633-nucleotide messenger RNA. RefSeq lists its product as uncharacterized. The record is from RefSeq and is a predicted model, not a curated record. Lineage: Eukaryota; Fungi; Glomeromycota; Glomeromycetes; Glomerales; Glomeraceae.